CCUUAAACCCUCGAGGGUGGGAAAGUAAUCCCCUUGAUUUAGUAAACGUUAGGAAUUGUAUUUGACCAAGGUCAUUUCUGCACCAUAUCCUUAUCAUCAUCACCCACAAGAGCUCUUAGAUUCCUUCGUCGGACACUGAACACUCUCACUGCUUCACUCUCUCAAUUCUCAAAACCAAAACUCAUUUCACAAAUCUAUAUACAUGCAUUCAUGUUACACUUACAGUUACGCCCACACCUACAUCCCCUUCAAAUUAAACCGUUUCGCUCCCCGAACCGCACCGGUUCGAGCGGCGGUCACUUCCCCGGAGAAGCGGACCAGAAAGAAGAAACAACCCAAAGAUGACGACAAUUCACUUGAAACCAGUCUCCGGUUCAGUUUCAUGGAGGAGCUCAUGAACCAGGCCAGGAACCGUAACUCAACCGGAGUUUCUCAAGUCAUGUACGACAUGAUUGCCGCUGGUUUGAGUCUUGGCCCCAGGUCGUUUCACGGUUUGGUAGUGUCGUAUGCUCUUAACGGGGAUGAACAAGCAGCGAUGGAUUCGCUGAGGAGAGAGUUAGGUGCAGGGCUUCGACCGAUUCACGAAACUUUUGUUGCAUUGGUAAGAUUGUUUGGGUCUAAAGGUCAAGCCACUAGAGGUUUAGAGAUACUUGGAGCUAUGGAAAAGUUAGAUUAUGAUAUUCGUCAAGCUUGGAUUAUUCUUAUUGAGGAACUUGUUUGGAAUAAGCAUUUGGAAGAUGCUAAUAAAGUGUUCUUGAAGGGUGCUAAGGGUGGCCUCAGGGCUACAGAUGAAGUUUAUGAUCUUUUAAUCGAGGAAGACUGCAAAGCGGGAGACCAUUCUAAUGCUUUGGAAAUUUCGUAUGAAAUGGAAGCUGCUGGACGAAUGGCAACAACGUUCCAUUUUAAUUGCCUCCUUUCAGUGCAGGCUACCUGCGGAACACCUGAAAUAGCUUUUACAACAUUUGAGAACAUGGAAUAUGGAGAAGAUUAUAUGAAGCCGGAUACAGAAACAUACAAUUGGGUCAUUCAAGCGUAUACUAGAGCUGAUUCUUAUGACAGAGUACAAGAUGUCGCUGAGUUGCUUGGCAUGAUGGUUGAAGAUCAUAAGCGCAUACAGCCAAAUGUGAAAACCCAUGCGCUGUUAGUGGAGUGUUUUACCAAGUACUGUGUAGUUCGAGAAGCUAUCAGGCAUUUCCGAGCACUUAAAAACUUUGAAGGGGGUAUAAAAGUUCUACAUAAUGAAGGAAACUACGGAGAUCCUCUUUCAUUGUACCUUCGAGCAUUGUGUCGGGAAGGAAGGAUUAUUGACUUGCUCGAAGCUUUAGAAGCUAUGGCCAAAGAUAAUCAGCAAAUUCCCCCACGGGCAAUGAUUUCGAGCAGAAAAUACCGGACCUUAGUGAGCUCAUGGAUUGAACCUUUACAAAAGGAGGCCGAACUUGGUUAUGAGAUUGAUUAUAUUGCUAGAUAUGUUGAAGAAGGUGGCCUUACUGGAGAGCGCAAACGGUGGGUGCCUCGAAGUGGUAAAACACCUCUAGAUCCUGAUGCUGACGGAUUUAUAUAUUCAAAUCCAAUAGAGACCUCCUUCAAACAAAGAUGCCUUGAAGAGAGGAAGGUGUACCAUAUAAAGCUUCUGAAGAAGUUGCACUAUGAAGGAAUUUCAGCUUUAGGGGAUGAUGUAUCUGAAUCUGAUUAUGUUAGAGUUCUUGAGUGGCUAAAGAAAAUCAUAAAGGGGCCUGAGCAGAAUGCUUUAAAACCUAAGGCUGCUAGUAAAAUGCUUGUGCUUGAAUUGAAGGAAGAACUAGAAGGACAAGGUUUGCCUACUGAUGGAACCAGAAAUGUUCUUUACCAGCGUGUUCAGAAAGCAAGGAGAAUAAAUCAAUCUCGUGGUCGGCCGCUUUGGGUUCCUCCCAUUCAAGAGGAGGAAGAAGAGGUGGAUGAAGAGUUGGAUGCAUUGAUUUCACGCAUAAAGCUGGAGGAAGGAAAUACAGAGUUUUGGAAACGCCGCUUCUUAGGAGAAGGCUUACCUGGUGCUCAUGGAAAUGCCAUGAUUGAAGGUACAUCAGAGUCCACUGAUGUUCAAGAUUAUAUUGAUGUUGUAGAGGAUGAUGCAAAAGAGACCGAAGAUGAUGAAGCAGAUGAUGAUGAUCAGGAAGUAGAACAGGCAGAAGAGGAAGUAGAACCAGUAGAGAACCAAGAUGCAGAGAGGAUAAAGGAAAAGGAAGUUGAAGCUAAAAAGCCCCUUCAAAUGAUUGGAGUCCAGCUGUUGAAAGAUUCCGACCAACCCUCUGCCUCUUCUAAAAAGUCAAGAAGAAGAACAACUCGGAAUAUGGUUGAGGAUGAUGCAGAUGAUGAUUGGUUUCCUUUGGACAUAUUUGAGGCAUUUAAGGAAAUGAGGAAUCGUAGAGUGUUUGAUGUAUCAGACAUGUACUCCUUAGCAGAUGCUUGGGGAUGGACAUGGGAGAGAGAACUAAAGAGCAAGCCUCCUCAUAGAUGGUCACAGGAAUGGGAAGUCGAGUUGGCAAUCCAAGUUAUGCAGAAGGUCAUACAAUUGGGAGGGAUGCCAACUAUUGGAGAUUGUGCCGUGAUCUUGCGUGCAGCUAUAAAAGCACCUCUACCUUCAGCUUUCUUGACAAUUUUGCAGACAACUCAUGGCCUUGGCUAUAAGUUUGGGAGACCGCUUUAUGAUGAGAUCAUAUCUCUUUGCCUUGAUCAUGGGGAACUAGAUGCCGCCGUUGCCGUUGUGGCAGACUUGGAGACAACGGGGAUCUCGGUUUCAGACGAAACUCUGGACAGGGUAAUUUCUGCUAAACUGGAGAUUGAUAAUGCUUCAAAUGAUGACAUGGAUGCAGCAGGAUUUGCUUCAGUUCUUUUUUCUUCCAAGAAGAAAAAUAAAAAAGUUAGUGUUUCACCUCUAACAGAACCUUGUGCGGAAUUUGCAUGUGCAAAUAUGGAGAAAAAUGUACAUGCAUUGUUUCUGAUGUUGUUGAUAUUUACUCUUAUUUUCUGUCUAUCUGAAGGGCUUAAUGCAGAGGGAAAAUACCUUGUCGAUAUAAAAGGGAAAUUGUUAGACAGAUACAAUCAUCUUGAGAAUUGGAAUUCAAAUGAUUCAACGCCUUGUGGUUGGAUUGGUGUCAUUUGCAACAGUGACAUCAAUCCAUUGGUUGAAUCUCUUGACUUGCAUGCAAUGAAUCUCUCAGGCUCUUUAUCUUCCAGCAUUGGUGGUUUGGUUCAUUUACUUCACCUUAAUUUAUCUCAGAACUCUUUCUCUGGUUUUAUACCAAAGGAAAUUGGAAACUGCUUAAGUUUGCAGGUUCUUAGUCUCAACAUUAAUCAAUUUGAAGGUCAAAUUCCUGUCGAAAUAGGCCGGCUUUCGAAUUUAACAGAAUUGCAUCUUUCCAACAACCAGCUCUCAGGACCUUUUCCGGAUGAAAUUGGUAACCUUUCUUCACUUUUGAUACUUACUGUUUACACAAAUCAUCUCAGCGGGUCUUUGCCGGCUACUAUCGGGAACCUUAAAAGAUUGAUUCGAUUUCGAGCCGGACAGAAUAUGAUCUCAGGAAGUUUACCUCGAGAGAUAGGUGGAUGUGAAAGCUUAGAGUAUCUUGGUUUAACUCAAAAUCAGAUAAGUGGUGAAAUACCGAAAGAACUCGGACUACUCAAGAACUUGCAAUGUUUGGUCCUUAGGGAAAAUAAUCUUCAUGGCGCUAUACCUAAAGAGCUUGGAAACUGUACAAAUUUGGAGGUUCUUGCUCUCUAUCAGAACAAUCUUGUGGAAGAAAUUCCAAAGGAGAAUGAGUUGACAGGGAAUAUUCCAAGGGAGAUUGGAAACCUUUCUGUUGCAAUUGAGAUUGAUUUUUCGGAGAAUCUUCUUACAGGAGAGAUACCGAUCGAGUUGGUUAAUAUCAAAGGCUUGCAAUUGCUUCAUCUCUUCGAGAACAAACUAACCGGCGCAAUUCCAAAUGAGUUCACAACCUUGAAAAACCUAACUGAGCUCGAUCUCUCUAUCAAUUACCUCAACGGUACUAUUCCGAUCGGUAUUCAGGAUUUGACCAAACUGUACUCAUUGCAACUCUUCAACAACUCAUUAAGUGGUAGAAUUCCUUAUGCACUUGGAGCAAAUAGUCCACUUUGGGUGCUUGAUUUGUCAUUCAACAACUUAGUUGGAAGAAUUCCAAUUCAUCUUUGCCAACAGGCUAAAUUGAUGAUGUUGAACUUAGGAUCAAACAAACUCGCCGGAAAUAUACCUUAUAGAAUUACAAGCUGCAAGUCUUUGGUGUAUCUUCGCCUCUUCGGUAACAAUUUGAGGGGCAAGUUUCCUUCGAAUUUAUGUGAGCUUGUGAAUCUUUCUACAGUUGAGUUGGAACAGAAUGAAUUCAAUGGCCCCAUUCCUUCACAAAUCGGUCACUUCCAAAAUUUGCAAAGACUUCACCUUUCUAACAACCAUUUUUCGUCUGAAUUGCCGAAAGAAAUUGGUAACCUGUCUCAGUUGGUAUCCUUUAAUGUCUCAUCAAAUUAUCUUUUUGGUAGACUGCCUAUGGAACUUUUCAACUGCAGGAAGCUCCAAAGACUUGACCUCAGCAACAACGGCUUCGUAGGUACUUUAUCAGGUGAGAUCGGAACUCUUUUACAGUUAGAGCUUCUAAGACUCUCAAAUAACAAUUUUUCUAGUAAAAUUCCAUUGGAAGUCGGAAAACUCUUGCGGUUGACCGAACUACAAAUGAGCCAAAACUCAUUUUGUGGUUACAUUCCACAAGAGUUAGGUGCACUCGCAUCCUUGCAGAUUGCACUUAAUCUCAGCUAUAAUAAACUUUCAGGCCAAAUACCUUCUCAACUUGGGAAUCUUAUUAUGCUAGAAUCUCUCCAACUCAACAACAAUCACUUGAGCGCCGAAAUUCCAAACUCCUUUAGCAGACUUUCAAGUUUACUUUCUUUCAACUUUUCAUACAACGAUCUUUUCGGCCCUUUACCUUCUUUACCUCUCUUUCAAAACUCCACAUUCAGCUGCUUUUCGGGUAACAAAGGACUAUGUGGAGGACUCCUUGUCCCUUGUCAAAGUUCAACAUCACAUUCCCCUCCAAAUAAACUAGGAAAAAUUCUAGCUAUAGUUGCAGCUAUUGUUAGUGGAGUUUCACUGAUUUUAAUUCUGGUUAUCAUAUAUCUAAUGAAAAAUCUCACUGUGCCACACCAAGAUAUAGAUAAACCGAAUUCUCCAAAUGUUUCAAACAUGUACUUUUUUCCAAACGAGGAGUUGAAUUUCCAAGACGUGGUUGUAGCUACUGAAGAUUUUCAUUCCAAAUAUGAAAUUGGAAAAGGUGGCAGUGGAACUGUGUAUAGAGCAGAUAUAUCAAAUGAUCAUAAUCAUAUAAACACAAUUGCUGUAAAGAGACUUACAUCAAACAGUAACAGCAUUGAUUUAAACGGUUGCUUCCGCGCUGAAAUCUUAACUUUGGGCAAAAUAAGGCACAGAAAUAUUGUGAAAUUAUACGGUUUCUGCAACUAUAGCGGCUCUAAUAUGCUACUUUAUGAACACAUGGAAAAGGGUAGUUUAGGAGAGUUACUUCAUGGAGAAUCUUCCUCUAGUCUUGAUUGGUAUUCCAGGUUUAGGAUUGCUCUGGGAACUGCACAAGGACUAUCUUAUUUGCACCAUGAUUGCAAGCCGAGAAUUAUCCACCGGGAUAUCAAGUCCAAUAACAUACUUAUCGACCAUGAAUUCGAAGCUCAUGUUGGUGAUUUCGGUUUGGCUAAGCUUAUUGAUAUCUCAACGUCUAAAUCAGUGUCUGCAGUUGUAGGCUCUUAUGGCUACAUUGCCCCUGAGUAUGCAUACACAAUGAAAGUGACAGAAAAAUGUGAUGUCUACAGCUAUGGAGUAGUCCUAUUGGAGUUACUAACAGGCAAGAAGCCAAUCCAGUCAUUGGAUCAAGGUGGUGGUGAUCUUGUAACAUGGGUGACAAAUCAUAUCAACAAAUCUUCAUUGAAACUAGACAUCAUAGAUGCAAAAUUGGACCUACUAGAUGAAAUUGAUGUUGCUCAAAUAUUUGAUGUCUUGAAAAUUUCUUUACUAUGCACCGACACUUGUCCUUCUAGACGACCAACCAUGCGUAAAAUUGUUGCAAUGCUUACAAGUUCUAGUAAAAGGAAAGAGCAAUCUUUGUUCUCUCCAUGUCAUGAAUCAACUCACAUUGAAGAAUGA
Messenger RNA from Lathyrus oleraceus (garden pea), 6190 nucleotides. RefSeq names its product probable leucine-rich repeat receptor-like protein kinase At5g63930. NCBI's taxonomy places the organism in Eukaryota, Viridiplantae, Streptophyta, Magnoliopsida, Fabales, Fabaceae. Gene Ontology annotation, molecular function: receptor serine/threonine kinase binding; protein kinase activity; ATP binding. The record is from RefSeq and is a predicted model, not a curated record. Gene Ontology annotation, biological process: protein phosphorylation.